Messenger RNA from Hypomesus transpacificus, 968 nucleotides. It is a transcript of the gene mrpl11, whose product is annotated as mitochondrial ribosomal protein L11. Gene Ontology annotation, molecular function: structural constituent of ribosome; large ribosomal subunit rRNA binding. Lineage: Eukaryota; Metazoa; Chordata; Actinopteri; Osmeriformes; Osmeridae. The record is from RefSeq and is a predicted model, not a curated record. Gene Ontology annotation, cellular component: ribosome; mitochondrial large ribosomal subunit. Bases 257 to 835 code for a protein of 192 amino acids. The transcript has 7 exons. Gene Ontology annotation, biological process: translation.
UACUCGCUCUUCUGUUGUUUUCAAGAUGUCUGCACCCUGAACCGUGGUUACGACGUGAAGGUGCUUCUGGUGAAUUAAAGCUGAGCCACUUAGAAAGGAAGUGUCAACAAUGUGGCUCAGUCUGCAAUGCUCUUUAAGGCUAGCUAAAUUGCCAAAUUAAAUGUCUCAUGUUUUCUGUCACACUUUUUCCACUAUUCCGUGCCCAAUACAUACAUGCAGCGAGAAGAUACGGAGAUAGACAAACAGACAGACUGACAUGUCGAAGGUCUCCAGGGCAGCCAAGGUGGUGAAGAAGGUGGACAUGGGGGGUGUGAUCCGCUGCAUCGUGAGGGCAGGACAGGCAGCUCCCGGACCCCCGCUAGGUCCUAUUCUGGGACAGAAGGGGAUCCCCAUCGGGCAGUUUUGUAAGGACUUCAAUGAGAAAACCAAGGAGAUUAAGGAGGGCAUUCCUCUCCCCAUCAAGAUCAAUGUCAAGCCUGACAGGACGUAUGACAUUAAGAUUGGCCAGCCCACAGUCUCCUACUUCCUGAAGCAGGCGGCGGGCAUCGAGAAGGGGGCAGGGAAGACCGGCCAUGAGACUGCAGGGAUGGUGUCCUUGCGGGCCGUGUAUGAGAUCGCCCAAGUGAAAUCUCAGGAUGAGUGUUUCACCAUGCAGAAUGCCUCCUUAGAGACGGUUGUCAAGAGCAUCAUUGGCUCAGCCCGUUCGUUAGGCAUCAAGGUUGUUAAGGAUUUAGAAGCAGCCGAGUACAAGGUCUUCCUAGAGCAAAGGGAGGAGCACUUGAAAGCAGAGGCUGCUGCUGCUGCUGCGGCGGCUCUUUCCUCCAAGAAGAAAUGAGAUCUCUACCUGUGCUGCCCGUCUCCCUGUCCACCCAUCUGUAUUUAUAUGCCGGCCCAACACACAUACUAAUGUCAUUGUAAUUUUACUUUGUGUAAUUUGCAUCAAAAUAAAUGUUCAAUUGUUCAUUUAA